Messenger RNA from Phytomonas sp. Hart1, 1866 nucleotides. Lineage: Eukaryota; Euglenozoa; Kinetoplastea; Trypanosomatida; Trypanosomatidae. The record is from the annotation of a GenBank genome assembly.
AUGCAAAAUGCAACCCCCGAGGGUCGUUUUAACUCUGCUGGAUCUCCAAAGCGCGACAACAAUGUCUCUCUAACGAGGGAACCGCUAAAUGUUGAGAAGCUUGUGUCAGGCUUUCCUGUUGAGGCACAAGGAGAUACGGAAAGUUCUCUCACUUCCACAGACCUUAAUACACAAUCUGAUAGCAAAAAUCUAGAUACUAGGCCCAUCUCAAGACAAUUGGAGGCAGUUUCUGUACGCAUAAAUGCUGCGAAUCAUGACCAAUUAAACACAAAGCAAACGUCAGAAUUCCAGAAACAGGUACCGCAACAAAUCAACCUUGCUCAGCCUAUUCCUGACGACUCUUCACACGCAGAUAGCGAAUAUGAUUAUCUUUCCCGAGCAGCUAUUGAAGCCAGCAAUAGAGGAGAGCUUCUUGUUGAAUUCCGUCGAGGUGCUGAUAACAGCCAUGUUAACCGAAUGGUCGAAGGAUCCUACUCUCGUUUUUUGACAUCUGCAAAUUACAUGAGCAAGCCAACCCUCUUCAGUAGCUUCUAUGGAGAAACUCCUGCCUAUGGUCUUGUCCCUCGAAAAUCAUUCUAUUCAAAGAACGAAGAAUCUAAUACGCCAAGCCGGCACACAGCUUUUGAGUGCUCAAUACAUCAUGAUCGGUUUAAUACGCAAAACGGAUCAGCUAGAAGUAAUAAGAACAUGCGCUCAGGAUCCUUGAACAUCCCCAAUAAUAGUCACCUAACCCAUAAAUCAAGAUCACAGAGUACACGAAAAACGCACAGACGAUGCAUUGGAAAUGUCCCUUAUGCCUAUAGGGAUGUAAGCCCCAUUUUGAGGCGUGAUAAAGCCUUGCUAGGCAGUGAUGUGUACCAGUCAUUAUGCAAAACACAAACACGCCUGCGACAAAGCCCUCUCGGCACCCGUGCAGGAGGUGAUCCUGAUCAUAUAUAUUACAACCACAAAAGUAAGGGAUUUUUUGUGCCCCACCAACCACCUGGGGACUCCCUGCUUUUGCAGUACAAUCAUUUGUACGACUAUGGUGAUGGCACACGCAUGAAGCCGAUUUGUCAAGAUGGUGAAAACACAUUAAAGAAGUUCAGAUUGAAUCCACACGCAAAACCUCCUUGCACUUACGCGGAAUCAAAAGGAUCGUCAUGGCGCUAUUACAACAUCACUGAUAGUAAGAAUGACAAGUCCAAGUCCCAGCGACGGUCACUAACCAAUACUAAGAACUUUGGUCGCGGAAACUUGACAUUUUCCCCAAGAAACAUACCUUAUGUAAGCUCGUUACGGACAGCCAAGGCGCUGGAUGUGCAGAAGCUUCACGUCAGCCCGUUUCAAAAUGCACCGUCAAUCGAAGAAGUAAUGAUGCAAAACCCAGACACAGUGAACAGACUUUCUGAGGAAGUUCAUAAAGCCAUAAACCAAGGUCGUUUGCAUCCGAAGGAACUUCCCCAAAGGAUUGGUGACCAGAUCCUUACCACCACUGAUGCAAGAUGCAUUGGGGAAGCGGCCCUUAAGCCUCCCUCACGAAGCAACUCGAGGAGGUCUAAAUACGCGGCAACGUACGCCGGCAACGUUUCUAGUGCCCAGACCCUCUCCUCUAGGGGAAAUGGUGAUCAGCGCUGCGCCUUCACCGACCGCCCGGCGGAUGGCCUCUUGCGAUUUGUUGUUGGGCAAGGAUCCACGCGCUUUCCGACACUCCAACCACCUCGCACACCCAAUAGCUCAAUAUGGAUGAAUGAAUCUAAAGGCAAUCUAGCAACGGCAUUAAAUAAUACCGAGCUGCCUCAAGUUGGAGCAAUGAAUGAUCAUGUGCAUACUAAUGGCGACAAAAAGCCGUAUUCUGUUUCUCGGCUACAUAUGCAUCCAACGUAA